AUGGCCCAGCUCCUACUCGCAAGUCCUGCUGCAGCAGGCUUCAAUCCACCUGGCUUGCUCUCUCCCUUGCCGCCGAUGGGGUUCAACAACUGGGCCAGGUAUAUGGGAGGGCUGAACGAGUCCCUCUUCGUCGAUACGGCAGAGGCAAUGAUCUCCAGAGGCCUGCUGACGGCCGGCUACAACCGCCUGAACCUCGACGACGAUUGGUCCCUCAUGGAGCGCCUACCGAACGGCUCAAUGGCGUGGGACGAGGCCAAGUUUCCCCGCGGCCUGCCGUGGCUCACCGACUUCAUUAAAUCCAAGGGGUUUAUCCCAGGCAUCUACACCGAUGCGGGGCUCAAGUCCUGUGCUGGCUACCCUGGGGCCUAUGGGUACGAGGAGAUCGAUGCGUACGACUUCGUGAACUGGGGCUUCGAGUACCUGAAGCUGGAUGGUUGCAACAUGCCAGACACCACGGAAGGGACGUACCGAAGGGUGUACGGGAAAUGGCACGACAUCCUGGCCUCGAUGUGGCCAAAACAGAUGAUCUUCUCGGAAUCUGCCCCAGCAUACUUCGCCGAGGCCAGCAACCUCAGCAGCUGGUACGCAGUGAUGGAGUGGGUGCCACAGUACGGCGAGCUCGCAAGGCACUCGAGGGACUCGCUGGUGUGGAACAGUACGAAUUAUUGGCCGGAUAUCACGGGCUGGGACUCGGUCUUGUUCAAUUACGGGCAGGAGGUCAGGCUGGCGAGGUUUCAGCGGCCCGGCUACUUCAACGACCCAGACUUCCUCAACGUGGACCAUUUCGACUACACCUUGACCGAGAAGAAGAGCCACUUUGCCCUGUGGUGCAGCCUCUCGGCGCCGUUGAUACUCAGCACGGACUUGCUGAACAUCACGCACGCCGAGGUCGAAUAUCUCACGAACAGGGACCUGAUCGCCGUGGAUCAGGACCCCCUGGUGCAGCAGGCGACUUUGGUCAGCCAGGAUAGGACCUGGGACGUGCUCACGAAGAGCUUGUACAACGGGGAUCGGUUGGUCACGGUGUUGAAUCGCGGCAACGGCUCCGGGGAUACAGAAGUGUCGUGGGCUCGGAUUGGCAUCUUCCCUGAUGAACUGCCCACGCCGUCUUCGAUCAACGUCAAGGACCUUUGGACGAACCAAACGACCUCGGUAUCCCUCGAGGCAGACGGCAUCAAGGCAUCGGCUGUGCCAUCUCGCGGCACGGCCGUCUUCCGUCUUUCGAAUCCCUCGGCCGGAAACGGCAUUCGCACCAUCCCAACCGGGCUCAUCUUCAACACCUACUCGCUCCAUUGCCUGACCGACUCGAGCUCUGGAGCUGUCACGUGGUCCAAUUGUAGCGGCACGGACGCCCAGGUCUGGAGGGUCAAGCCGGAUGGGCAUGUCAGCAGCCUGCUCAGCACCAAGAAAUGUUUGACUGUCGGCACGAAUGGUCAGCUUGCGUCUCAGGAGUCAGGAUGUGCCGUCGGGAAGGAGAACAGAUGGGACUACUUCGUCUCGGGCAACCUGAUCAAUGGCGCAUCGGGGCUGUGUCUCACUGAGAACCAGGCCGCCGCUGGUGGGAGCUCGACUGCAACGGUGGCGAGUUGCGGGUACCUGACGAACGAACAGGUCGUGGCGCUGCCUGUGGGGGUGGCAUUGUAA
This is a messenger RNA of Diaporthe citri, 1644 nucleotides long. RefSeq lists its product as uncharacterized. The record is from RefSeq and is a predicted model, not a curated record. Gene Ontology annotation, molecular function: hydrolase activity, hydrolyzing O-glycosyl compounds. Bases 1 to 1644 code for a protein of 547 amino acids. The transcript has a single exon. Gene Ontology annotation, biological process: carbohydrate metabolic process. NCBI's taxonomy places the organism in Eukaryota, Fungi, Ascomycota, Sordariomycetes, Diaporthales, Diaporthaceae.